Messenger RNA from Pelecanus crispus (Dalmatian pelican), 1335 nucleotides. Lineage: Eukaryota; Metazoa; Chordata; Aves; Pelecaniformes; Pelecanidae. The record is from RefSeq and is a predicted model, not a curated record.
AAACAUCCAGAGAUAAAAGCGUUGAUGAAGCCAGACCACAACUUGAUCUGGGUGGUUGUGCUGAUGGUUCUUGCACAGUUGACUGCAUUCUAUCUAGUUAAAGACUUGGACUGGAAAUGGGUAAUCUUCUGGGCAUAUGUUUUUGGAAGCUGUAUUAGCCACUCCAUGACUCUGGCUAUUCACGAGAUCUCUCACAAUAGUGCCUUUGGCCACAGCAAAGCAAUGUGGAAUCGAUGGUUUGGAAUAUUUGCCAACCUCCCUCUAGGUCUCCCAUACUCCAUAUCCUUCAAGAGGUACCACAUGGAUCAUCAUCGUUACUUAGGAGGUGAUGGAAUUGAUGUGGACAUUCCUACCAACUUCGAAGGCUGGUUUUUCUGCACCCGUUUUAGGAAGUUCAUAUGGAUUGUUCUUCAGCCUUUUUUCUAUGCGAUUAGACCUCUCUGCAUCAAUCCCAAACCCAUUACUCGACUUGAAAUAAUCAAUUUGUUGGCUCAGCUUUCCUUUGAUGUUGUGAUAUAUUAUUUAUGGGGAGUCAAAUCCACUUUUUACAUGCUUGCUGGUUCAGUACUUGGACUUGGGUUGCACCCAAUUUCAGGACACUUCAUAGCUGAACAUUACAUGUUUUUAAAAGGACAUGAGACUUAUUCCUACUAUGGGCCACUUAAUUUGCUCACUUUUAAUGUUGGCUAUCACAAUGAACAUCAUGACUUCCCCAGUAUUCCUGGCAAGAGCCUUCCACUGGUGAAGAAAAUAGCAGCUGAAUACUAUGACAACCUGCCACAAUAUAACUCUUGGAUAAAAGUACUGUAUGAUUUCGUGAUGGAUGACACAAUCAGCCCAUAUUCACGCAUGAAAAGGCAAUUAAAGGGUGAAGUGAAGCAAGAUUAAACUUCUGGCAACCAAAAAACCUUUGAAAUGUCUGCUUGCUUUAAAGUGGCUGGGAUAAGGGCUCUUGCUAAUGAUGUUCACCAGUGUCCUGAAUUAAGAUCUACAGCAACAUAGCAAUGCAUCCUUAAGGAUUUGAUAGCAGACUCCUACCAGCUGUAACAUUCCUUGCAGUCCUCAGAUUCAUUGGUUUAAUGUGUAUAUGUUUGCCUAAGGAUCAGUGUUAUAUGCAUAAUGCUAAAUCACUUUGUUACAGAAUUUACUUUGGCAGGUGUUAAAUCUAUAUAAAGUAUGCCUGACUUGUAAUAUUUUUAGAAAUUCUCAAUGUAGUACACAGCCCAUAACAUGCUGUUUAGAUGACUGUAGUGUUAAAAUGCUGUACUUGCCUGUUAAUUCUAAACUAACACGAUAACUUAAACCUUCUGUUGAACCUGUUUCCUAACUUAUGGG